CCUACCUCCCUUGGUCUGCCAUCGUCAGUUCGUAUUGUUCGUUACUCGUCUACAUCAACCAGCGACCCCCCCCUGCAUCAACUGCGCUCGUUCCGUAUUCUUUUCAUGAGACAGAACCUGCGCUCCGAUGAAUACGUCGUCAACGCGUGUUAAAGUCCUGACUAGGAAGAAUGGCGGGGGUGUGGCCGGUACUCGUCAGGGCUACCAAAAGGCCAUAAUUCCGUCGCAAGCAACUGGGUCAGGUCCAGGACCCCUUGGCCCAGGCGUUUUUGGAGCCUCGAUGAGUAGCAUGAACAGCCCGACCAGUAACUCGUCGUAUUUGCAUCUUGACUGGGGUUUGGAAUAUUGUUAUCUCGAUGAGACUCUGACUUCAUCGGCGCCAACUCAGCAGCUUGGUUCGCCUCCUCUACAUUCAGAAGCGACUGGCACAUGGAAAAUGGCGCCAUGCACUGAUGUGGCUGAAGCUACAUCUGAACUUGCGUCCUCGCCGUCUAAUGUUGACGCUUUGAUCGAUGAUCAAUUCGACAGGGUUGAGAGGAGAGUGUUGGAAAAACGGAAACCAAGGCGCGAGCAUACCCGUCAAGGCUCAGGGUUUGGUUUUGUCCCACCUUCGAAGGCGUUCAAGGUCAUCGAGGCGUCUGAGAGGAUAAACGAAAAAUUUGUCGCCGACGCUGUUGCCAGAAGCCAGAUAAGCGCUCGGAAGGUCAAUAAGAGGAGACCCCCGCCCAUUCACAAGGCAGCCUAGGAAGGG
Lasiosphaeria miniovina is the source of this 751-nucleotide messenger RNA. RefSeq lists its product as uncharacterized. The coding region runs from base 128 to 745 and encodes 205 amino acids. The record is from RefSeq and is a predicted model, not a curated record. NCBI's taxonomy places the organism in Eukaryota, Fungi, Ascomycota, Sordariomycetes, Sordariales, Lasiosphaeriaceae. The transcript has 2 exons.